Messenger RNA from Actinia tenebrosa (Australian red waratah sea anemone), 1700 nucleotides. RefSeq names its product proteasome subunit alpha type-3. Lineage: Eukaryota; Metazoa; Cnidaria; Anthozoa; Actiniaria; Actiniidae. Gene Ontology annotation, biological process: ubiquitin-dependent protein catabolic process. The record is from RefSeq and is a predicted model, not a curated record. Gene Ontology annotation, cellular component: proteasome core complex; proteasome core complex, alpha-subunit complex.
GUGAUUGAUAGUAAGCAAUAGAAGAGAAUAGAAGCAGUAUCUUGGACUACCUGUGGUGUCUAGAAGCUGCAGUAUCGAAAGAGACUGGAACUAGUGACAGCGCGAUUUCCUAGACAUGCGCACCAGGGUCAAGUCAAGGUAGUAAAAAGAGAAGAAAAGACCAAAGAAGGUGAAAAUAAAGAUGAGUUCAAUUGGAACAGGAUACGACUUGUCAGCAUCACAGUUUUCUCCAGACGGAAGAGUUUUCCAGGUUGAAUAUGCCAAUAAAGCCGUCGAGAAUAGUGGGACAGCUUUAGCAGUUAGGUGCAAGAAUGGAGUGGUUUUUGGUGUUGAAAAGUUGGUUCUAUCAAAAUUAUAUGAGUAUGGAGCAAACAAGAGAAUAUUUCAUAUUGACACACACAUAGGAAUGGCAAUUGCUGGUCUUUUAGCUGAUGCAAGACAGAUUGUUUCAACUGCUAGAGAAGAAGCAGCAAACUACAGAUCUGUUUAUGGAACACCAAUACCUCUCAAGUACCUUGUCAAUAGAGUGUCUGGCUUUAUCCAUGCUUUUACUCUGUACAGUGCUGUAAGACCCUUUGGUUGCAGUGUGAUGCUGAGUUCAUUUGGACCAGAUGGCCCAGAACUUUAUACCAUUGAUCCUUCUGGGGUUUCCUAUGGAUAUCAUGGUUGUGCUAUCGGCAAAGCAAAACAAGCUGCAAAAACAGAAAUUGAAAAGCUUAAGAUGCAGGACAUGUCUUGCACUGAUGCUGUCAAAGAAGUUGCUAAAAUCAUUUAUGUAGUUCAUGAUGAAGUAAAAGACAAAAACUUUGAACUGGAACUCAGUUGGAUAGGUGAAUUUACUGAUGGGAAACAUCAAUGGGUACCAAAAGAUGUUGCUGAUGCUGCUGAGAAGUUUGCUAAAGAGUCACUUGAAGAAGAAUCAAGCUCAGAGGAUGAAGAUUUAUAAUUCUCAGUCUCUGAGUUUCUUCUGUUCCUGCUAUGUUUUUUCUUUCAACGUAUCUGGAUUUGAAAUCCAACCGCAUCUCUUUCUUUAAAUAAAAGUGUACCAUUAUCAACUCCUUGUAAUUACGUUUUAUCAUAUUUUCUUGUCCGAUUAGAUUGUAAGCGCCAUGAUAUUAAAAUAGGUAACGAAUGACUAAUUAUUAUGAGGCCAGGAAAUGGCUAUAACUCACUCAAUUCUUGACCAAAUCAAUUUGGUCUGUAAUACCAUGAUCACCUCGGUUUCCAUUGUUUUUGAGGGACUUUUAAUCACUAACAUCCCUCCCUCAUGAAUAGAUCGAGGGAUACUUAGUUUCUAAUACUCCCUCAUGUCAUUCAUGAGAGACUGUCCCUCAUACCAAACAUCGGAACACUAAGCCAGAAAGACAGUCUAAAAACAAGUGCAUACAUAAUGGCUUUCUAUCCUUUUUACAGGUGCUAACACAUGUGGGACACAGGAAUUUGAAUUUGUGUUAGAGUAGCUCGAGCAAUCUGCGCAUGCGCUUGUUAUGGUACAAGAAAAGUUUCACAAACAUGAAAAUAUGAAACGCAUUUUUUGUCGCAACACACGUGUCGGCCUUCGGCCUCAGGACUUCCACUAAACUUCCCUCGGCUUCGGGCACAGGCAACCCAAGCUCACUACACUUAUAAGAGAAUGUAAUGGGGAUUUAGAAUAUGCCGUAUUUUAUUUGGAAAAACGUGAAUAAAAGUUUGUCGACUUA